AUGCAUUUCUUACUCCGGACGUUAAUAGUAUUUGUAGUUGGUGUGUUGCUUUCCCUUGCACUGUUAAUACUUCAAAUUGAACGUAAUGUGGCGUUAUUUCCGCCCGGUGUCUUGUCUGAUCUUUCUUCUAUACCUUGGUGGGUGCCAAUCUCGUGUGGAGCUGGUGCAGCAACAAUUGGGCUAUCGCUGCCAAAGAUGGACGAAUGGUUUCAGAGAAAAUAUGAUUAUCAUCAUGAUCAAGUCGAAUGGGUCGGUGUACUGCGAUGUGUAGGAAUCUUUGUCGGGAUAACAUACGCUAGUACCCUGGCUUAUAACUCUGUAAUUGCUAAAUUUUCAGUAUCACUUUCUUUGAUGGCUAUUGGUCAGUGGUGGUUAUUCGAUAGAUCUGUAAGUGGGUUUGUUCUUGGGGUGGCAGUUUCUUUUACAGCUACUGCAGUAACUCAAAUUAUUGUCCACUAUGGAAUAUUUAGCUUUUCCAAGCCUGAUUUUCUUAGUAUACGGUCUUGGCUACCUGGAGUAUUUUUUUCUGCUACAAUUGCUAUUGGUAGCUUAGGACGACAACUAGCGCAGGUAACGUUCCACUUAAGUGUCUAUCAGUUUCAGUAA
Molecule: messenger RNA, 606 nt
Organism: Trichoplax adhaerens
Lineage: Eukaryota; Metazoa; Placozoa; Uniplacotomia; Trichoplacea; Trichoplacidae
Exons: 4
Coding region: 1-606 (201 amino acids)
Biological process (GO): sterol biosynthetic process
Cellular component (GO): endoplasmic reticulum
Source: RefSeq, a predicted model, not a curated record